Messenger RNA from Lymnaea stagnalis (great pond snail), 22881 nucleotides. Lineage: Eukaryota; Metazoa; Mollusca; Gastropoda; Lymnaeidae. The record is from the annotation of a GenBank genome assembly.
UUUUUUAGUAUUGCCGGAACAACAACUGUGCUACAAUCCAAUGCUUAGUAAAGAAAUUAACAUUGAAAUUCAAUGCAUCACUGAUAAAGUUUUCCCAGAAGCGAUUUGCGAGUUUUUUGUCAAAUCUGACGUAAGUAACAAGUUUUACUGUUAUUUGGUUGUUUUAACGUAAUUAUACCUUGUCUGGCAAAAAGUAUUUUGAAAUCAAAUCAUUUUACUUUUUAGCAUCUUUUUCUUUUGUAAUAUGAUAAUUAAAAGAAAUAUAUGCAGAGUAACAAAGCACGUUUAUUAAAUAAUCAUAUUUUUAAGUAAAAUAACAAAUGUAUGGAAAGAAUUUUGUAUACGUAUUAAAUUAGAAUGUAUAUAAAAAUGACCUAUACUGACAUCAGGCCAAAGAACCGAUAACAUUUAAAUGCGUUCCAACUCUUAAAAACAUCAUAGUUAUUUCCUUUUAUUUUACGGAAAUCGAAUAAAUUUAAAUAAUAAUAAAGUUCAUUUCAAAAACACACUUCAUCCCAUAAGGCUCGAAGCGCGGUACAAAGUCAACAAAAAAACGGCAUAAAUUUUUAAGUAUUGUUAUUAUAAAUUUCCAAGAGAUUUAAAGUAUAAACUAAGGAACUAUUUUAAGGGAUUUAUAUGUUAAAAAAAACGGCAUAAAUUUUUAAGCAUUGUUAUUAUAAAUUUCCAAGAGAUUUAAAGUAUAAACUAAGGAACUAUUUUAAGGGAUUUAUAUGUAUGUGAAAGCUAUUAAAGAAAAAAAUUAAUAAAAAAAUCAUGAUCAAAGAAUUACACCGCAAUCACAUUUAUUGAGAAAACCCAAACAUCAGUUGUUUUUAAUGCGUCUUUAAGUGCGUUGUUAAUAUUGCGAAAUAAAAUUAAAAUUAAUUUGUUAUAAAUAAACACGCAAAUGACGGCAUGGCACGAAUCGUCUAUGUUAGGAAAAACUCUUACAUUUCUUUGAUUUAAUAAACACGCGUUAGAAAACGGAUAAUCUGUUUUCCCCCUUCUCAAAGUAAACUUUAAAAAUAUAAUUGAUAGCUUUUCAAAUUGUUAAUAAAACACAAAAAAUUGUAGCUCUGCAUUUUUAAUAUUUAAUAAGUUUUACCUUUUUACUUCCAAAAAAUAUAAAUUUAUUAAAUAUAUAACGUAAUAAAAAUGUAUCCUUUAAAUAUACCUCUAAUAAAUAUUUUUUUUUAUUAGAGGUAUAUUUAAAGGAUACAUUUUUAAUUGCCCCGUUUAAGUCAAUCAGUACAGGUAAACACAAUAAACAUAUAGCAUUCACUAAUCCAUUUAUAAACUCAUCCAAUUAAGAACAAAUCAUAUGAAGUGCAAAAUAUGAUAGUUGGGUUAUGGAAGGGACUGCAAUCCGGUGUAAGAUUUUAUUAGUUUUAAUUUUUUAAAAUCUUGAUUAAGGGGGGGGGGGAGGGAGGGGUUGGCCAAUUCGCUCCAAGCACAAGAUAUUUCCCAGAAUGAAGGAUUAAAUUUGGUAAAUAAUUAAUCUUCUUGAGGACAUACAUAUCAGAGAUAGUAAAUAGGAUGUGUACAUUUUUACAUAAAUGUCAAUAUAUUUAAAUCCAUGGUAUAACAUUUGUAAAAAAAGAGAUGUUACAUUAUCUUUUUACAAUAUGUUAACAAAUUAAGAAAAUCAGUGGCGUUAACAAAACGUGGGUACAUUUAAUUAAAUAUACCCAUGAAUAUGAAAACCCAAUCAUUUUACACACUUGAAAAUUUAAUUUUGAAAAAUGGAGAUGAGUUAAUAUUUUCUUUCAAAAAUAAUACUUUUUUUUUUUUUUUUUUACUUUGCGAAAAGUGAAUUUGUUGUAUUUUAUUUUAUUUUGAAAAAUGGAGAUGAGUUAAUAUUUUCUUUCAAAAAUAAUAAUUUUUUUUUUUUUUUUACUUUGCGAAAAGUGAAGUUGGUGUAUAUUAUUAUAGGCUUAACAAUUUUAAAAGAAGACACCCAAAUCUUUUAUAGACGUGAAAAACGGUUUCGAGAUUCUUCUUUAGAAUUGUUUGUUUUAUGAUUUUCUGAUAAUCUAUAAUUUUUUAAAAAUUCAAAUUGUCUUUAAAUUUUUAUGAAUAAAACAAUAGAUAUCAAAUUCUUGUAAUAUUAAAUACUAGAUGUAGCCCGCCAAACGUUGGCAACAGCAACUUGUGAACUGCCCAUCUACUAAAGUUUCUUGACCAAAACUUGAACUCAAGUUAAGCACAUUUAAGAAUGCGAAAUUUGCUACACACCUUCCCCCCCCCCCCCCCCUCUUUUCAUGAUACGUCAUUGCAAGUUUUUUUUAUUUCAAGCCCAUGAACUAUAUAAAUAUAGCAAACCUGCGGCUUAGCAUACGCCGCGAGCUUUGCUGACAAGUGAGGAUGGUGCAGGAGGGGGGCGGUAGCUCCACCGCAAUUCGAAUGUCUCAAAACCAAUGAUGGGCACGCAAGGGUAGAGAGUGGAUGGUUUGCCUGCGUCUUUCUUGCUUGAGCGUAUCUAUAUAUAGCCUGAGUGGUCGUCGUCUUCUUGUUUGCCCUACUUCUGGCGAAAUAUAUAUAGAGAAAUUUAUAUCAUAUAUAGAGUUUUAUUUUAACAAUUUUUUGAGAAAAAAGUUGUAACUCAAGGACAUCAAAAGGGAUAAAUCUAAAGGAUUUCUCUAGGGUAGAAAUCGUCCCUUAAUUACCUUCUGUAGUGCCAAAUUAUAUAUAAUUAGUGCUAAUUUAAAUUGGGUAAUUUACGGUCAUGUUUAAAGGGGGAAAAUGAAGUUUAGAAGCGUGAAAGAGAAUAUGAUAGGCAUAUAAUAUAUAGCAGAUACAUACUUCACAAAACUUAAUGAUGUUAGAAACUUAAAUAUCAUUAUAUUUUUUAAGCUAUGAAUUAAUUGUAAUGAGGUUUUGCAAUAGCAGGUAGAAGUUAUUGCAAACGACCUACCAUUAUUAUCCCGAUAACAUCGGGUACUUUAUUCUAGUUUAAUAUAUUAAUACACCCAAUAAAAAUAGAAAUAUACAAUGUAGGCACAAUGAUUCCGUGUCAGUAACAAGUAUAUAUAAGACUAAGAAAUCGCCUAAAAAGUAUUUUUAGCUAAUGAAGUUUGACUUUAUUUUGCAACAAUUCUUGUUUACUCCCAACAAAUUUGAACUUUUUGAGUCAUGGGCUAAGUUCAGUAUGCCUUUCCGAAAAGUAGUUAGAACAAAUAUUUGAUGAAUGAACACUUUAUUCUCCGCCAAAUGUUGCGUCUGGUGUUUCUCUUAAGUAUUUCAUCGUGUAAGUAGUAUUUUAGGAGAGCAUGAACAGCUUUUUUGUAUUCAAGUGUUCUCUCGAAGUUCAGCCAUUUCUUUAUCACUCUUCUGCUCAUCAAUAAAUUGUAUAGGCAAUAGUGAAUUGUAAUUAUUUGACACUUUGUGCUUAGACUUGUGAGAAAUGGUAUUCCAAGAUCAAUUUGAAAAUUGACUUAUUUAAAUUUUGUGAUAUCUCUUUCUGGGAGUCUUUGGACGCAGCCACGAGUCAUUAAUAUCAAAUGAUGGAUGUAACUCAGAUGUAACCUUCACUUGAGAUCAGUUAGACACAUUUUAAGGAAUAACCCUGGGUUCGGCUAUCAACUUCAUACCAGCUAAGUAAUUUCAUAAACGUAACUAGAUGCAGUCAAAUGAUAACCUUGGUCGUACACGCAUAAACACAGGUUCGGAGAUUAGAUCUGACUUGAGAUCAAUAUGAUAUUUGUGUUCAUUAAUAAAAUGAAGAAUAUGGAAUUAAACCAUUCAGCAGUAAAGACUAUGGAUCAUCUGUUUUUUACAUAAAAUACAUAUGUCGUAGGUAAUAAAAAUCGUUUCAAUAUGAACGUUAUAAAAUCUUGUUCAAAUCAGUGGUUUCUGGUGUAGAAAUUUGGACCUUGGUAGGAAAUUAUUUUCAAAGUUUUGGGAUCAUCUGGCUGAGAUAGAGACGGUAAACAUCUGAGUAGAGUCACUAAAACCUUGCACUUAAAUACUUUAUAAAAUGAUUUCUGGCGCUAGAUCUUUUUUUUAGCAAAAUGAUCAUGCUGAAAUGCUCAUAAAACUCGCAGUCGAAGCAAAAACUUGGCUAAAGACGGUAAACUAGCCUUAUUUUUAAGUACAAAACUCUUGAAUGAGUCGUAUUAAACAUUGAUAAAGUGCGUAUGGACAACUAAAUCAAAGCAUAAACAUUUUGUAACAGACCAAAUUGGCUGUGAUUUUACUCACAACACUAUCAUGUCACGAUGGCGUAGUAAUUUGAUCAUAACUUUGUAAUAUCUUGUAAAUCACAAGAAAAGAGGGGGGAAAAAUCUCUAGAGCGGAAGUACGCUUGACGCUCAUGUAGAGCGGGAGUGCACGAUUUUAUCUGACAGGGAGCAGACCUGUUUUACUUUCUCUCGUAUGGAUUAUUGAAGUAUUGAAGUAUUGUGAUUCAAUUGUGAUGUGGAAUAUUGUAUAAGUGUGUGGUUAUUGUAUCCUAGAAUUAUUACAAGAUAUCCUCUUUGCAAGUCUUAUUACUGUGUUUAAUUUAUAUAAUAAAGUACUGUAUUAUUUUAUUGGACGUCAAAACCUCAAUGUGUGAGAGGACAGCUAAGUUUGAGGAGUGAGAGAAUUAAUAUUCAAAUGAGAGUGGCAUCCAUGACAGUGAGCAAAGUAUUAGCUAACUAUGUUAAGGAUUGCUACAUCGGCAACAAUAGGAUGUGUUACAUAUUAGGAUUUUGAAAAGAGACGUGCAAGUGAAGACGUAUAGUCUUCUCAUUUUCCUACAUGUGUUUCCAACAAAUAUGCCACUUAUGACCCUUUUUUACUAUAUGCAUACGCUCCUUUGAAUGUCAUUCUUUUGUGCCAGAUUUAUGUGAUAUUUUUAAAGAUUUGUUUUAAAUUAACACUUUUGCUUGACGGUGCUUGUCUUGUUUUGUGUCUAACUUGGAUUCUUUCUAUGUUUUGGACAAUUGUGAGCAGUUUUCUUUCUUAACAUGUUUGUCAAAUAUGAAAUUUCUAUAAAGGCUAUCAGUAAAAAGUAGUAGCCUUUUUAAAAUCAGUAUAUUCAAUUCUUACAACAUUGUAAAGACAAUAUUUUUUUUGUUUUCCGUGACUGUUAAGUAAAAACUUUGCCGUCAUUCAAUAAUGCCCAUAAUUUUGCUAUGUAGUUUUCACGGUGCUUCAGUUUAGCUAAUUGAAACUCAAAUGCAUUAUUUUAGGAAUGUUAUAUACCCCUUAAAAUUAGAGCCACUUACAAAAAAUCUAUAGAUUCUACACAAAUUCGUUUCAAUAUUAAGAUACGGAUCUAAUCAUUCAACAAAAGCUAGAUGCUGCAUGUUAAAUAAAAUGUUGAACUUCAGUAAAAUUGUUCUGAUUUUUAAUUAAUUUAAAUUCAAUUGUAAACUAAAUAAUUUGCAACGACUUAUUUUUGGUUGCAAAAUUUCCUUUUUUCACAGACUAGUUAUGUCGAUAUCUUUUUCAACACGGUCGAUAGUUUCAGUUUUUAAAUGUUCUUGUUACGGAACAAGUAUGUCCUGAAUAACGCUAUAAUGUGGAAUAAGUUAUCGAAAGCUCUAACGUUAAUUAUUUUCAUAACUAUUACUUUUUUUUUUACUGAUGGUCUACGGGCAUUACGGAAUCCUAAGUUGAAUGAAUACAGAAAUAAUAGACUAUACAAUUCUUAAAGUGACACCUAGCUUAUUGUCAAUAUAAUUAUAAUACAACACAUACUUAUUUGUAAAAUACGAAGGGAUUUCUUUGAUUUAAACUGUAAGCUUUUGGUCCUCUGUUUGUUUUCCAAUCUGUGAGAAAACUGUAUUUUAAGAAAAUCGAUACUAAUUUUAGUGAUUCUAACAAUUUUUAAUUAAAUUAUAAACAUACAUUUUUAUAGAAAUACGAAUUGGAGUAGAGAAGCAAACAAAAUUUUACAACUUACAGCAGGGGUCUCCAAACUUUUCAGCCCGAGGGACCCAUCAACUAUCAAACAGCGAUUCGGGGGCCGACUACACUCGAGGUUCAAAUAAAAAAUAAUCAAAACAUAGAUGUUGUUUAUGUAUUACUAUUUCAUUCAGUUAUUAUUUAAUGGCACAUUGAUACACGACACAUAAACACCUGUAUCAUUUGGAAUGGUGAAAUUGUUUCCUGGUUGCCAAAAUAGCUGUGAUAAGCAGACAUUUCUGGAUUUAGAUUUGAUGUCCCUAACAUCAACAGUGAACUGAGAUUAUAAUCCGACAAAUUUGAUGUGAAAUGUACAUUGAUGCAAAUGUUUUGAAAUUAGGAAAAUAUUCCUUGGGCAAAAACAAGUUAAAAACCCAACGGUCCCUUGAACUUGUCCGUAUGGAGGUCAUUUGCUUGCAACUCAAUGACAUCCAGCUGCAGCUCAUCUGGGCGACUGGCCACAUCUGCUUGAAAUGGGUUUUGCAAAAGUCUAACUUUUUCUGCCCUUUAAAUCCAAGUCAGAAAACCGCUGCUGACCCUGCAGCUGGAGGUCUUUGGUGAUCUCGCAUUCAAAUGACAUGGGGAACUCCGCGGUUGCUGCACCCAUGAAGACGGUCCACUGCUGAAAGUGUGUCAAGUUGUUGGUCUGUACUGGUUCGAAUGUACUUCCGGCUGCAACAAGAUGGCGGAGAAAAAACCAAAAAGAACACAAAAGGAAGGAAACAUGGAUUUUACAAGAAAACACUUGCAUGAAAUAGUUCUUUCUUUGGAAUAUAUGCUUAAGAAUCUGUAGAGGAUCAGAAUCUUUAUUUCUGAUACGCAAUUUUUCUCUCAACAACAUUCCGUUAACAAAAUCUCCAUUGUCACUAUACAAAGGAUACCCUCCGCUACAACAAGAUGGCGGUAUAAUAAUACACAAAACGAAGGAAUCUCAGUGUGUAUGCGCUUCAGUAAAGCAAGGGAGAUAGUUAAAAAUGAUUAUUGGAAAUUCGCUUCGGCGCAAGAAAAUUCGAAAUUUUAAUUAAUUUUAAUUGUUUUGCGGUUUCAUUCCGGAUCAGAUUUUAUACUGUAACAACAGAUUUUCUCCCUCUAAAUAUAACUACAAUAUAGAUUUACUGGUAGGUUGAAUAUGAAGAAGCCAUCUUGUUCGGAAACAGCUGGAAGUCUCUGUACUCAGCUCUCACAUGUGGUUCCAAAAAGCUGUAACAUGCACAGCGACCACAACCCAGACAACGAUUCCAGGUUGAGGGUAGCCGAAAGGCAUAGAACUUUCGGGGGAAAAGGGCUUGUUUCCCAUAGCAUGUAAAGACUGAAUCCAGCAAAUUGUGCAGAAGAACCACUACUUGGUCAACAGACAAAAAUCAGAGACAGCAUAGUGGUGUGAAUCGCUGAGAGCAUGGCCAGACACGUAGAAUGCCAUGGUCAUUCACUGCAUGGGUGACUGGGUGGCCGAAUGGUAUAAACUGAGCAAAUCUCAAUUCCAGCCAAGGGCCGGUCAAGCAAAAACAUCAGCCCCGGUGGAUGAGACUCGUUAACCUUGGUCGGCAACUCAUCUGAGAGAAGGAAACUCUGAAUUCAAACCCGGAGUUGGAGUCCCAUAAGGCGCAUAUAAUGACAAUUCCUGCAACCGUACCCAUCCCUGGUCGUCUUGACGUAGAGUCUUGCCACUGGAUAUGGUGGGCCCGGACGACAGAGUGAGGUUGACGCCGAGCAAGUCUUCCUAACUUUAAACAAAAGUCACUAGCGCAAGUAAUCAGUCACCGAACGACUCGAUGGUCAUCGUUGAUCCUUGAUGGAUGAACAACAACUUGUUAAAAAACAAGACGAAUUUGGAUAUGAAAGCCUUUAGAUGGAUGUAAAGAUCAGAAACUAGAUUUUCCUCUCCUUGUAGUUUUGAGGUAAAGAAAGUUUAAAUAAAUUCUUAUGUCUGCAUUAAAGACCAAUUUACAUAUCCAAUAUUCAUCGUACAGUAAUAGCUGUUUCUUGUCUCUUCUUUCCAGGAAGUCACAUAUUUCCUUUCCAAACUUAAAUAAUCUGUUCAGAAUUCUAUUACGACUUAGCCAUCUUCAUUCUUUGUAAUAUUAUAAUUCUUGCGAUUCUGUGUCUGUAUCUUUCAAAAGGUCUAUGUUUGAGCCCAUGUGACCUUAUUAAAUUAACCCUCUUCACUACAGGGUUCAGUACACAGCUAAUGUCCACAUAAUUAGCACACAAGCUUUCUGCUGAAUAAUACAGUGCAGGAACACUGGUUGCAGAAUUUUUUUCUCAUAACACAUCUGUUUCACUUGUCUGACCCAGCCUUUCUUUAUGCCACUCUUGUUAUUUCCUCCGUCAACAUUCAGGCAAAUUAAUCAGCAACUGUUUUUUUUUUAAAUCAUUGAAUAUAUCCUCUCGUGUGACAGUACGGAAGUCAGCUCUUUUGUUGUGUUCAUGUCUUCAUCCACACAUCUAACGAACACACGCAGUUGAGAGGUGGAACAGCUGUCCAACGAUUUAUCCAUUGCAAUUCAAAAUUGGCGAAACUUGCUUGCAUUUUUCGCUAUUUGAGUCACAAUGUUUUCACCCAUAUCUGCAAAAUGGUGGGCAAAGCUCCGCCACUAGAUGGCUUAAAAUCAUCUCAUUGACUGUGAACGGAAGUAGAAAAACUAAGCAGCGAAUAAGGUUAUGCCAAACUAAUUAUAAAAAGUGUUGGACUGCAAUAAAGCUUUCAAAUAGAUUAAUAAGACACGAACAAAUUGUGUCAAUAUAACAAUAUAAGUUACGUUUUAAUAAUAAUUAUACAUUAUACACAAGUAAACGUUUAGGCUCAUGCCAUCAUCAGUACAAACAAAAAAACACAUUUAAAAAAGUCUAAAUUAAAUUUACAUAAUAUAAAUAUAAUUAUCCUACCUAAAACAGAUUUAAAAAAAGGGGAGGGCGCAAAAACCAGACAAAAACCGAAUAAAGUGGAGUAGAAAGGAAGUGAUUUGAACAUAAUUGUAAAAACCAAACAGAAAAAAGACAUGACAGCUAAGUAAAAUUGUGGAUUUGGUUCAUUCCAUAUGGAGACAACGUACCAAAUCUUGUUAUUAAUUUGUUCUCUAUAUAGAUUAAAUAUGUACUGUUACUAGCAUAUAGUAUACCAGUAACUGCGAUGUCUGAGAUACCAUCAUGGUAUGGGCUAUUGAAAUCUUUGGAGACGGGACGGAGAGAUUUUUUUAUUUAUGUUGCAGCGGUGUUCUCUGAACCGGUUCCCAAAGUCUCUCCUAUGUAUAAUUUAUCGCACUUGUUUGCAAAUGAUCGUGUAAAUCACGUUGCGACUUAUGCAGGUAAAGCCAUCUUUCAUUCUGAAAACUUCCAGAGGGAAAGUGAUCUUAUCAGUUUCGAUCACGUAGGGACAUGAGUUACCAGGGCUACGGUUGCAACGUGUUUUGCCCGUAUGAGCUUUAAUAGCAAGGAGGUGGCUUCUAACUAGCAUGUCCCUAAGGCUCUUGUCCCUCCGGAAAGCGAAAAGAGGAGGUUCUCUGCAAAUCUCAUUUGUGACAGGUUCGGCGAUAAAAAUUGAGUGGUUUAUCAGAACCAGAAAAAGAAUUUGUAGGUUAUGGGGAUGAAAAGUUAAAAUUAUUUUAGACUUAUCCCUAAUGUCAGAAUGAGUAGCUUUAAAAGGAUCCUGUACAGUCAUACCUUUAACUCGAGUGACAGCUGCUUUUAAAAUUUCUUUGUGGUAUAGCCUGCGUCGGAAAAAUCCAACAUUUCAAGGUUUUGCCAAGCAAUGAUCGGUUAGAAAACAUAACGCAUUACUGCGCGCCCCUAUUUUAAUUCGGUAAAAACAUAACGUCCACGUAAUCGGCGUCUUAUCUUGACAGGAUACACCUUAAUUUCCGUAAUUUUUUUCGUUGACAAAAAAUCUUCGCGGGCCGUAGUUUUGAGACCCCUGACUUACAGCAAGGGAAAAAUAUAAGUCAUCAAAAUACUAUUUUAAUUUAUACACACAAUUACAUAACGUCUCGUUCGGAAACAAACUCUCUCUCUCUAUCAGUCUCGCUGUAUCUAUCUGUUUAAAGCAUAAAGGUGUUUAUAAAGGAAUUAAAUCGGAACGUUCUAGUAAAUGAUUCUACAAAUUGUGUCAUCUAAUGGUAUUCUUGAGAACAAAUUGAGCACAUUUGAAUGUAAAUAACAUUUUCCCACCAAGAGGAGGGGUGAGUAAUGAUUGUCCAGCACAUGUACUCGAAGACCUAAAUAUAAAUAUGAUACUAGAAGACAAGUUUUGGUGGCUAAGUGAAGACUAAGCAACCCCUAUGCUAUAUUAAGCUAUAUAUAACAGCCCGCUUUAUCCUCGCAAAUAAUCUUACUUCGCCCUUUUGGCCCCCUUAAAAAGCAAAACUUAUUUUUAUUUGUAUCGAAUUUAAAGUGGGCAUUAAAAUAUUUUUUUCUGCAAUUGUUUUUACUAUCCCUUUAUCCAUGAAUUACAAUGAAAAACUACAAGGCUAACAGGAAGAUCCUAGGGCAGAAAUUUAAUUUUGAAUUUAACAAUAAUUUUAUUUUCGUUGAUCUAAUGGUAAUAAUUUAAAACCAUACAUCUAUAUUUGUCGGCGUCUAUAACUAUAAUUAAGGACUAUUAAAUAUAGCUGUCAUUUUUUUGUGGGCUAGAAGUUUCAAGGAGUAUCGUAUCAUUUGAAAUGUAUUGGCAUGUUAACAUUUGAAUGCUCUAAUUUCCACAUAUUCUUAUAUUAACUUUGUUGCUUAUUUUUAUCACUAUAUCAAAGGCCUCAGACCCGGUAAUUGUAAAGAAUCAAGCAAUAGUCUACGCGAAUAGGCCAUCAAUAACUUCUGGAUACAGAACAGAAUGUAACUUGACUUUGUCUGGCAACACUCUGGGACCUGGAACUCAUUUAUUUUAUGUUGUCAUGUAUCCUAAUGUCACAACGAAUUUCACAGUUAAUAUGAGAAGAUCAAGUAACUACACCGAUCCUAUUACAAUAAGUAAGUAUUAGAUAUACAAUAUAAGAUUUAUUGAUUUUCUAAGCAAAGAUAAUAAAAUAUUUAUUUUUCAUGGAAAUCAAAAAUUACUUUAAAAGCUACUAGAUUUUAAAAUAGUAUUGGGUAUAUUUGUUUUUUUUAGAUUAUCCUAAAGCUGCUCUGGCCGAGGACUGUCAAGUCAACGACUAUAUCAAAGAGAAUGAGACAAUAGUGUGCACAUGUUAUAACAAUAACACAAGUUUAUUCCCUACUAAAGUUUAUUGGUCGAAUGAAACCAGCAUUGAGGGGCGUUUGCCAAUUGUAGCUCGGAGACCAUUAACGGGUAAUUUUUUGUUUAAACUCAAUUUAGUUUCCCUUUUAGCUUUUAAGUACAUUUUAUUCAUAAAAAUGUAUCAUUCUUUCUUCAAUAUUUUUUUUAAAAUGACAAUCAAUUAAAUAUUAUUAAUCGAUUUAAUUUUAAACAUAGCGCUUGUUUGCUUUUCUUAAGAUGGCAUGUUAUACAAGUCACGUAUUACUCAUAGAUGGACAAUUUAAACAGAACUACUAAAAUUUUAAAAGCCUUGAUCUCCUUCAAAAAUAUUGUUUUACUCUUCCCAUGUGAAACAAUUAAAUAGUAAAACUUCAUUAUCUUGUUUUUGUCAAACCAUUUAUAUUUAAUCCGAAGUGCAAAGAAAAAAAAUAGCUUUAAAUAAAUAAAGAAUAGUCGAAAAAAUGACUUCAGUAGGAUAUCAUUUUUGUUCAUCAUGUGUACACACUUUACCUUCCAUAAGCUUGCUCUAUUCUACUUUUAAAAAAAUAAAAAAAAAAAAAAUUAAUUGAUAUUUAUAUAACUUUUCUGCUCCGUGCCAAUAAAAAGUUACACUAGGCGUAUAAAUUAAACUUUAGUACUUCCUUCUUAUAUAUAUAAUAUAUAUAUAUAUAUUAUAAUAAUAAAAAGGUUCAUUUGAAAAACACGCUUCAUCCCCAAAAGCUCGAAUCGCGGAACAAAGGCAUACACAUUAUAAAGAGAAAUAAAAACAAUCUAAAAUUUAUCACAUUUAAAAACAGACGCAACAAUAUAAAACUACAUACGAGCAUACCAAGUCAAUGUCUUUCAUCCGGUUUCAACCAUAAGCAACACAAGCCAGUAUGCAUUAACUGAAAAAGAUGGUAGAUAGCAUCACCCCAGAAGGUGUUUGCGAAAUAGAUGUGUUUUUUAUCGGUUUUAAAGGACUCCAGUGUCUGGCUGUUUCUGAGAGCGACUGGAAGGGCAUUCCAAAUUGUUUGCCACACAAAUGCAAAAGUGCGCUUUCCGUAAGUCUCAAGGCGAACACACUGUAUCGAUAUUUUGCCACUAUCGGAUGAGCGGAGCUCUCUAGUGGGUACAUAAUGCGUCAUGAGUGCUUUGAGAUAAGAUAGCGCCAGUUUAUGUAAGCAGCGGUAGCACAAAUUUGCAAUUCUGUACUAUAUAUAUAUAUAUAUGUGUGUGUGUGUGUGUGGUAAUGAGGGUCUUUUUUGUUUUGUUUGACUUUUCAAGUCCGAAAAACUCCUCGACUUAUAGUGUUGAAAUAUUCAAUAGUUGUUCUCUAUGAUCCUGGAGUCAGAAAAAGUUUGUCAAUAUUUGUUUUUAUAUAAGGUUGGCCCACGUUUAUCAAUAUGCGUAGUUGUAUUAUUAACAUGAGAUAUACAAAUAAAACAAGUGUCAUGAUUGAGUGGUACGGUUGGGUCGGUCAUGAUUGUUCAAAGUAAAUUUUUACAGUCGCCAAAAGAUGAACGCCUUUUCUGUGCCCCGUUCGUGAGUUAGCGUUGUUAAGUUUUAAUUAACUAAGCAUCUAAACGUUUUAAAAGGUAGCUUUAUUGGAAAAUCAUUCCUAGACCAUGGUUGGUAAACUUUUUCUUUUUUUUUUUUUACAUACCCAAAGAUGUGGUUAGUGAAAAGUAAAAAAAGACAUUGUUAGAAUAUUGUAGAUACUGUUGAUUCAUAGAGCGUAGUUGAUGCUAACAUUGAAAAUAAUUGUGAAAGCCCAGUUUCAAUAUUUAGAGAUUCAUGAAAUUUAGUAUAGUUUUCCAUAUAUUCAAUUUCCAUAUGCUUUAACAUCCUUCACCAUUAAUCUAUUAAACUACCAUUUUCCUUUUUUUCAUUCGUGAAAAAGAAAUUUUAUUUUUCUAAUAAGGUAGCAGGCAAUCAACACGUAUAUUAUCUACAAUCGAAUUAUGAAACUUUGCACACAUAUAUAACUGUACACUUUACUAACGGUUUUGCCAUCAUCAUGUCCCUUAGUCCUUGGACCGUUGGGACGCAACAGAUGACAUGUGAACUAUCCCCCUCCAUUCGUCUCUGUCUUCUGCACUACGCACACAAUCGCCUAGUGUUAGACAACAUUGUUUGAUGUUAUCCUCCCAUCUUUUUCUUUGUCUUCCUCUUCUUCUCCCUCCUCUUCUGGUGCUCUUCAAUAUUUCUUUGGCAAGCCCUUGUUACCUUGUUACGUGGCCAUAACAUUGAAGUUUGCGUUUUUCACAGUCAUCAGUAGGUCAUCGCACUACCCAAUUGCCUGGCGAACCCUUUCUUUCACUGUAUCAUUGGAGAUAUGGUCCCUAUGUGUGCAUAGUUUUAAUACAAUGAAAAUUGGAAAAAUUAAACAUUUUGAUAAUAAUUUUUAUUGUACAAACAUUUGAUUUAAAAACAAUAUUUUGUGUAUUGAAAACCAAAGGCGCCCCUCUUAAGCAGUCAAUUCGCCACAAUUGCAGUUGGUUAUAUGGUUUCCCACCUCAGCCCUAGAGAAACUUAGAGGGACUUAUCAUUUAGGGGGGUGUGCAUUCCCCUUGUUUCUAAUUUCCAAGGAUAAUGAAAUUAACGAUAUGUAUACAAUAAACAUCUGGUAGGUUUUUGAUUGUCUGUUAAAAUAUUGUUUUAUCAAUCGUACAUUUUAAAUUAUUGAUAAUAUAUAUAAAUUUAAAUUACCAAAAACAUGUUUAUAAUGUUAUAAAGAAUAAGCCGACAAUUUAAUAGAAAUAGUUAUGUUUAAAAUGGUGCACACUUUUGUGAUGGUAAAUAUUUCAAAUACAAUAUUAUAUUACCGGUUAUAAUGGAAAAGUUUAUGGUAAAAUACGCUUUUGUUUUCUAAUAAACACAAAGAUUGAUUAUGAACUCAUUUUUUUCUAUUCUCUUGAAAGUAAUUGCGGCCCCAAUUUAUUACGUACACAAGCUAUAUCACUUGAAUUUUUAACCUGUAUUAAUGACACAACAUUUAAAGGUAACCUCCAAUAUUUAUUGAAUGAUUUUGAUGGGCCUCGCUUUAUAUAAUAACUUUGAAAUAUGCUAUAUCCCUUUCUUUUAAGGUAUUGGGCCCAAUUUGAAAGUAGAAAAGACUAAUCUCUGGCAUUUUUCAAAUUUUUAAUCAGGCAACUUUUUAAGGUUUCCUGCCCCUCUUUCCUUUUCAGAGAUAACUUUGGCACCUUUUGGACCAAGCCACUCAAUCAAUUUUAAAAUUUUUAACACAAAGAGCUUUCAAUCGAUGUGCAACUUUAACAUUUUCUUUCAUAUUUGUUUAAAGGGUAUUCUUUGAUUGGAAAUUAGUGUUCCUAAUGGUUAUGUCCAAAGGCAUACAUUUUGAUAUACAAAUUUAAAACGUUACAGAUACCUUUUAAGGGGCCUCUCAACACAUUCUCAAUUUUUAAGAUAUCACUGAAUAUGUGUUUGAUUCUUUUUUUUUAUAGAGUCCCUUCUAAGUUUACAUUUUGGCAACUAUUUUAACGAUCUUUAGGUGUUAAAUAUCACAUCAAAUCCCUGAAAAAUGCCAAACUUUACAUGAUAAAUUGAUAUGUCUUAUUUUAGACCUGCCCUAAACCGGUAACAUUCAAUUGAAUAGCAAACUUAAAAGUACAUCAUGAAUAAUGGUUUUGGUGGCAUGGAAAAUUAAAUGAAAACUAUUGACAGAACAAUUUUGAGCUUCUAUAUUUUUAGAUCUCUUAUCAAGUGGUUAAUUAAAUUAUAACUUACGGUACAGACCCGUACGGAAUCUCUCAAUCCAAAUACAAAGUUUAAUCCUAGGGCACCUUAACCGAUGUAAAAAAUUAAAACUUUCCUUAGAUAUUUAUCUACACGCUUCAGGUGUGGAACUACUUUUAAAAUUAAAUAUAAGAUAUAGGAGACUGCAGUUAGGCCGUAUGUAUUCUAUGACACUUUUUUUGAGGCUGGGGCCUCUACCGUUUUUAAAGUAUUUAUGUUACCUUGAAUAUUUAAUUAAAUUGUUUUAACAGGGUUACUGUAAAGCAAUAAAGGAUAAGACACCCUAUGCAUGGGGCUGUUAUUUAAAGUUUGAGCCAAUUUAAACUCGGAAAAAGUAGGGCAUAUCAGUUAUAUAAACAUAUUGCUUGAUUAAUUGCUUUAUUUUGGCACUCUUUCAUUAAGGUGUGGGCUAUAUGGCCUAAGUCCCCUUUUAACCCAUUUAGAACUGUCAAAGUAGUAACAUUUAUUUAAUUUUUUAGUAUCAAGAGCAGUUUUGUCAGAUCUUGUAUAAAUGUUAUUAAAAUGAUUGUUAUGUAUAUUUUAAAAUACUCAAAAAUUUAAAGAGUAAGUUUCAUAUUUAAACUGAUUUUUUUAACAGUACUUAUAAAUCAAAAUAAUAACAACAUAAUGUUUUGUUUCUACUUUAAAAAAUACCUGUUAAGGUUUUCCGCCGAAUUGCGUCACAUUAGAAUUUAUAUAUAUAUAUAAAUAUAUAAAGCAGUGUAAUCAAAUUGAGAAAUACGGGUUGGGUAGGUGGGCGGGCACAGGAAAUCAACAUUAUAAUAAGAGCAAUUAAUUGACAGAUUAUCGAAUUAAUCGUCGUAAUCAAGUCUAAAAAAAGACGAAUAAUGUUCAAAAACUUUAUUGUUUUGAUUGGGAAUAUUAUUACAAUGUAAAGCAAAUAGGUGAUUAAUAGCUGCUGAUCGUAUCCUGGUAUAUUGUUUGCCCAAAGCAAUUUCAAUAUUUUAACUGUAAAAUCUUUAAAUAACGAUGGUUCCUUUCCAGAUGAUUGAUAUUUUAAAUUGAUUAUUAUUAACAUAAUUAAAGUUUAUAGGCUUUUGGGGGCUCUAAAAUGGUAUAAUCAUUUUAUUUCAAAAAAAUUAAUGGAAAUAAUUGGGAAUUAUAAAUAUGUUAUAUUUAAAUGAUAUGUUUUCAUUUUGGUCUUAUUUGCCUAAAUUCGAAAAAAAUUUAUCUCAUAAUUUAGGAUAAUUCUUGUGUGCUGGUUUUUCAAUCCAUCAUCGUAAAUAAAUGGUAAAUAUUCAUAUCAAAUUUCUUAAUUGUAAGGCUAUAGCUUUCUAUAAGAAAUAUGAUAUUGCUUCUUUUUGACCUUAUCCAACAGAUGCCCUAAUUUUGUAUACAUAAUUUGCUAUUACUGUUACAAAAUAUAGUCCCUAAUUUAAUUUUGAAUCUGUGGCCUAGCUAUGCUUAAUGCCAUCCGGAACACGCCAUGUGCUUUUGCACCCGCUAUUCAACCCCUCCGCCCAAAGCACUUUCUAAAAAUACCGCACUUCAAACGUCGUUGCAUAUUAGGAAAGUGAAUAUUCUGUUAAUAUUCGAUAUCUUAAUGAUCAUUUUCUGCCCUUCUCGUUCUUAUUAUAUCUAUUGAUUUUUAAUUUUUUUAAUAUUUUUUUUUCGAUGUUAACAAUUUGUUUCAGUUGAAGAGAAAUUUACAUGUUCUAUCUUUAACCGUCUAAAUUGGACAGAUGAAAUCGAUUAUAAACCAAACGUUGCUUGUGAGUUUUACUUAAAAAUUUUUGACAAACUUUUACGGCCAUUAAAAAAAAUAUUAAUAAUGAUUUAAACACUAAAAAUAACAACAUUUCACAUUUAUAAUGCAACAUGUAAAUUUAAAUAUUGCUUUUAUGCAUUGUUAAAAAAAUACAUUUAAAAUCUUGAAAUAAUUGGUAUAUUAAAUAAUAAUUUAAGAAAUGUAAUAUUUUUUCCGGAAGUGUAAAAAAUAUUAGUUUUAAAAAAGUAUAAUUUAUAAGUAUAACGACUGAAAUUCUUAUAAUUUUGUCCAUAUUUAUCUAUUUUUAGACGGCCCUGACAGAGUUAUUUUGAACUUGAAUAUCAGUGAUCUACAUCUUUGCAGUAAUAGGAGUAUAGAUAUAUAUGUAACUUGUUCAGUAAGUGACAGCAAUCCAGAACCUACUGUCUUUAUUGGUGUAGGUGAUUUAUCUAUUCAACAAACUCGUGGAAAGGAGAAAAAUGAAUAUAGUUUUAACACGACCAUUUUUUCUCCUGGAAACUUCAACAUUUCUUGCAGUGCUAAAAACCCUGUGUUUGGAAACAUUAUUUCAGCAAUGAAUCAGCCUAUAAAAAUUAACGGUAAAUAAAUAUAUGUCACAAAUAACCUUCUAAGUAUAUUUUUUAAAAUAAAUUUGUACUAUUUUAUCUCUUUCUUUAUAACAUUUUAAAUUAUGUAUAUCAAAAUAAACACAAUAAUAAAUAUAAAAAUGAAGCAAAUAUAUUUCAAGAACGAUCAGAACACUUUCAUCAAUGUUUGUUUUUUUCAAAUUAGUAUUUAUUUCUAAAGCUCCAAGUCAUUUUUUUAUUUCAUUUCCUUAGGGCCGACCGAAGCGUUUCUUGUAGCAAGCUCUAAAACGGACACACAUGUUAUCCAACCAGAAGGUUUUCUGUUAGUUUCUGAAGGAAUAAUGUCUAUCACUUGCCAAAUGACUGAAAUUCUUCUCAAUACUACAAUAGUUCUUCUUUGUGGAAAGCAAGAAAAUUAUACUACAAGUAUGUUGGCAUUCUCUAGUUAUUUUGCAGUAUGCUCAAAAAUUAACAAUACUUUAACUGUUGCAUCUUGCACGCGUACGUGCGUUUGUGAAAGGUGCGUACUUCCAACUACCACGUGGUUAAUGAAGUGUCAGAGAAGCUGUGUUGGGCAGUUGUUUUUGUAAAUGGAUUUCUCUACGGAGGAACAAAAAUUCAUAUUUGAGCACUAGUCAGAACUGGUCGUGAACUGGUCGUGAAUUGGGCCCUAAUGGGUAAGUGGUAUCAGUGUAAUUUCAUGAGAGCUUUAAUUAGAAAGCACCAAAAACCCAGCUAUCCUGUUUACUCCGCGUUUUUGGAGUGUAAUGUCUCAAAAGAAGGGUAAGAUUGGGAGGCCAGUAACUUUUUCGACAAUGGGGAAUCACGCAUGUAUCCUCCAGGAUAUUCUACGUUAGCCCCUGCGAAAACUGUUUUUGGGAAAAGGAGAGGGGUGUGUUACGACGAAAAUUUAAAGAUAGCAAAGAAGGUUUCUUUAACUCAGAGAAUGUCAAACUUUUUUCCCCACCACCACCUUUUUGUUACAUAAACAUAUCCUCAGCUCGCCUAAUUAUUAUUAAUCGAUAUCUUACAACAAAUAACUUAUUAUCAUUUAUAUAAUAAAAGUGCACCAGCACAAGCAUGUUGUUUAAAGUUUGCUAAGGACGACACAUGAUAUUGGCCCUCCGAAACCGCAAUUUCUUACUUUAGAAUACAGUGAAUAAAAAUAUUUCUACUUUUGGAAAAAGCUAAGUAGUUUUCAUGCAGUAAACAUACUGACCAAAUGAUUUUUUUUUUAAAUUAAAUAAUGUAACACAUCUACUCUGACAUCAUUUGUAACUUAGUGGGUUAUGUCAGUAGUAUGGUUACUUAUGUUAAUACUUCAGGAUGCCGACUAAGACUUCUUCAUUCUUUCACUUAUUAUCCAGGCACGCAAAGAAGAAUACUCAAUUCUGGUUAAAACUUACAGUACUUUAUUGAACACACUUUAUACUGAUANCCUUGCGCUCAGCCCUGACUAUCUCAGUCAACUCAUACUUUAUUACCAGCAAAGCGUGGAAAACAACCGCUCUGACAAAAACAUAAUUUUACUCUCCAAAAACGUGGAGCUCACAUUGUCCUCUCAAAAUACAAUUCACUCUCUCUCUCGUGGAAAAACAUGGUCAACACAAUUCACUGUUCACUCAUGCUACCUCUGUUUUCAUGUGAAAACAUUGUCCGUUACAAAUAAUAAUAUUUAUUAUAUAAUUAUUGAACACGACCACUAUUUCAAGCUAAAGAUAUAAGUCAAUUCAUAGAAACUUUUUUUGUGUGGUAGUUGUAAUUUAUUUUAUAUAACUAUUUUAUUGGAAUCUUUUUAUAUUAAAAUUUACAAAAAAAGUCUGAAAAAUAUCUUGCCAUUUUAAAAAUACAUUUUAUUGGGAUGGUUAUCCUUAAAAUAGUUUUUUUGUUUCCCAUACAGAUGAAGAUGUGGUUUUUCUUGCUUUAAACAUUUCAAAAGAAACUGAGAGCCUAACUUGCAUAUGUACUUUCUGGCCCAGGCCAUAUUGUCAGAGGAAUGCAUUCUAUUUUAAUAUCAAAAUAAAUCAAGGUACGUUUCACUCCUUAAAUGUCACAAUAAAUAUGCCUGUAAUAAUUUAGAUUUUGUUUUUAUCACACAUUAUGAUUCUUUUACAUUAUGCUCUGUCUGUCUGAAAAAAUUGUAUACUGGAAUAUAUUUUUAUGACAAUAUAUAAUUAAAUUUUCUAUAGUUGUUUUUCAACUAUGCAUACAUUGCUUUUUAAUAUCUGCAGCCAUCACUAGUGAUUCUAGUAUUGCAGGACCAGUCUUAAUAGUUGGUUGGACACUAGCUGCAUUUUUUGGUGUCGUUUUAUUUAUUUCAAUAGCAUCGUUCGCCUACAGACAUAAAUGUGAGUGAAAUUUUACAAUUAAAUUUUUAUAUUAUGAAACUUAUGAAAUAUUUAACUUAUGAAAUAUCUAAGUCAUAGUAUGUUGCAAUAGUCAUGUUGCUUUUGAACAAACGGUGCUGAAAUUUGGCGAUUUAAUGUGUAUGUCUAUGUGUAAUGCAAGCAAAGUUAAAUCGGAAGAUUUACGGAAAUAACAGUUUACCCGUAAUUAUCAUUUAAUUAAAUUUAACUUUAAAAAAAAAAUAAUUAAUACAUAUUUAAUAAUUUGGGAUCAUACUUGUAACAGCACGACUUUGCAUAAACUCAUUUGACAUUAUGCUGACAACACUUUUGGCAAUGCAGAUGGAGAGAUAUAUUAUAGGAGCAUAUAUAUGGACUUAAUUUUGUGGGAGAAAGGGAAAAAAAUGAGAGUGGCCAUCUUGAGGGUGUGUACAAUUUCUAUCUCUAGCAGGAGGUUGUGUAUAAUUUUUGUAAUCACUUGGAUUACUUUCCCUAUAGUUGGAAUGUUUGUUGCAAGAUAUUUGGAAGGAAAUAGACCCACUUUCCGUUAUCAUGUCGAGCUGAAACUUGAAUCAUCGCCUAUGAUAACAUAUGUAUUCAAGUGUUCAGCCUCAACCCAUACCACCAAAAUCGGUUUUUUUUCCUUGUUUUUCAAGGGGGAGAUAAAUGAAAUAAGAUUUUUCAAUGGGAGGGAGUUUUGGUGUGGAUAUUAAUUAUGUAUCAUUUGCUUGUAUUUCUGAGAUAUUUGAGUUUAAAUAUAUAUAUUGAUAUAUGAUUUUUAGCUGCAGUAAGUUUAAUAAAAAACAUUUCUAUACCAUAAAUCAGUUGAUGCAAUCACAUAAAUAAUAAAUCACUUGCAAUCAACUAAAUGAAAACACGUGGUAAAUAGACUUACUUCAUGUUAUGUUCGAGUUAUUUAUCAAGUACCUAAAGUUAACUAAAGAAAAGAGAGGUCCGGUGGCAACUAUAACCGAUGAUUGCAAUAAACGAAACGUGCAACAGUAACAGUUGCUAAAAAAUGGUUAAAAUCAACCGUUUCAAGCGUGUAAUAUAAUGUAUGAACUAUUACUAUGCAUGUUCAUGAACGGAAUUAAUUCAUCUUAUUACAAUCAUUACUUCUUCAUUUACAGACUUUCUUUUAUUAAUAUAAAAUGCCCUCAUCCAAUUAUCAUGCAAUUUGACAUUUUAAAUAUAAUAUGCAUGAUCGAUAUUGUAAACAUAUUCAUCAUAGUUGUUUUUGCAUUUAACUGCUGACAUUUCAUAUUACCAUUUUCAUCGCCAUACAUUAAAACUAAACUUUAUUUUUCACAACACAAAUUGCAAUUAAAAAUUAAAAGUACUUGUAAAAGUAUCCUAUUCAUUUCAGUUUUGGGGAAGAAUGGAAACAAUCAAAGUGUAGGAACUUUAAAGUAAGUAGGCAGGUGCAUAUUACCAUUUUACUUUUAAUUAACUUAAAAUCUAAUUUUUUUAUUACUUUUUUUAAAUUAUUUUUUUUAAAAAUAAAAUCCUUUUGGUUGCAACUUUUCAAUUAAGAAAUAAUUAAAUCUUUGGUGAAAAAAAUCAUGCGUGAAAUAAUUAUUGUUAAUUUUUUUUUAAAAAUAAACAUAAAUGAACAUGAAACAUAAAGAUUAACAUUACUUUAAAAGCAAAAUAUAAAAUUUAAAAUAAUAUAUACUUUGUAUGCAUAAAAUUUUUUUGUAAAUACAUUUAUUAACUGGUCUAUCCUCUCUCUAAUACAGUGAAAGUUCUGCUUAUUCCAAUCUACAGGGUAAUUUUGUAUAUAUGUUAAAUAGCAAGUCAAGUUAUUUUAUUGAUUACAUGAAUUUACUGUGCAUAUUUUUAUAUUUAGAAUAAUACUUAUAAUGAGCCUAUUUCGUCGUUAACAUUUUUAUUAAUUUACAAUGAUUGAUUUCUCAAAAUACUUUAUUAUCUAGUAAGAUAAUGCCCAGAUACAUAUGAUCAAUUGAAAGUUCAAAGUUAAUACAACCCAAAAAGAUUCUAAAUCUACGUAGGCGCCGAAUAAAUAAGGAUUCUUUUUUUUUCCUUUAGGAAUUAAAUAUUUUUAUUUUAAAUUUCCAAAAUCCGUUGUUUUGGGCCACAAAAAACAAAUCAAAACAUUUCCAAGAAAAUUAACUAUCGAAUAUGUUUCAUACAGCACUAUAAAGGAAAUCAUUUGUUAUACCAGAAAAAUUGAAUUGUUGUGUGCGUGCGUGCGAGUGUUUGAGCUGAGGCUACGCGAUUUUAAUUUUUAAAAGCACUUGAAGGAUUAGAAAGCUCCGUAAUUCAUUAGAAUAUGGCGAACUUCACAAAUCAUUACUAUUUAAAUCAAAGGCAUACCUGAACUAUUAAAUUUUACAAUUCUAUAUUUUUCCUAAUAUUCGCUCCAAAAUAUAUUCCUAUUAAAGUGAUGUUAGCAGCAAAGUAUCAGACUUACUCAAUAAGUCAAAUAAUAAUGCAUGCUUCACUUAAUAGAACGCUUUAUUUCCAGGAAUUUGAUUUUUUUAAAAUACAUUAGCAACUUUUUUUUUUUUCAUUGGGUUUAAAAAAAAAUUCCUCCUCAGAUCAACAAGGACGCGAGGGAUCAAAUCAGUACAAUUAUGAAACUCCCGUUUUCCGCGAAAACAAUGCCAUCAACACAGAAGCAACAUCAUCAUUUGAUGGUAAAUAUAAGCAUUCAUAAUACAUGAGUGAUUAUUGAAUUAUUGAAAUAACAUUUUCUUGUACGCAUCAUUGUCAGGUAUGCUAAAAUAAAGUAUUAAAAAAAUAACACAUUUUUCCCCCUUCGUGUUAGAUUUAAUUGUAGUUUUUGUUUCUGAAAAAAAAAUUAUUUAUUUUUUUAUAUUUCUUCAUUUUUUACUUUUUUAAAAAUUAUUUUAAUUAGGAAAUAUUGAUGAUAGUUUUGUUACAUUAUUUUUAAAACAAACUAUAAUUGUUCAGUAGCAAUCAAAAUGAUUUUAAUCAAUUUCGUAUUUAAAUUGUCAAUUUUCAAAUGCAUUAUCUCGCAUAAUAAUGAAAAUGCGUGAAAUAUGUAAAACAAAAUAAUAAAAGUUGUAUCGUUUAAUGUUUAAAUUAUUUAAUCUUGUAUUCAUUUCAUGAAUUGUCAUUUAUUUAUUUUUUCUCUCUUCAGUUUACAAUACAGACCCGUAUUUAAAUACUGAAGAACAGCCUUACAUGGAAGUAACAGAUUCUUUAUAACUCAAACACAAUUUUAUACGCUUUAAAGGCUCGAAAGCAGCAUGUGUGAAUGUUAAAAUGAGUAAAACAAAGUAGGGUUAAACCUGAAAAAAAAACUGCAACAAAUGACAACUAUGGAAAUGUACCCUAAUAUAUAUAUAUUUAUAAUAAAAUGCUGUAAAAUAUUGAUACGUGAUACAUUCGAUAGGG